AUGCUGUCUUUGGACUGGUUAUUUGAGGGUAUGGUAAGUUAAACAUCUCUAUAUUCACUAUUAUUCUAGCUUUAGGUCCCAAACAUUAUGAAACAACAAGCUGGACCUUUGUUUGCUAAAAUGACACCGGACGUUGAGUUGGAUGAUAAGGUCUUUGGGUAUAAACUCAAGUAAGUCUUUAGAUAUUGUAGUAGCUGAUAAUUGUUGGUUUUUAGAGGUGUAAAUGAAUUAAAUUCGCAUCUUUUGAAAGUGAGGACGUACUUCAGAUACAAAAGUCCAUAUGUAAAGGCUGAGGUAAGUUAUUUUAUUUAAAUUUGAUUUUGUGUUUAGUAUAAAGGAGCUAUAAUCUACGAAGGAGAAGAUGUUGUUACCUUUUUGUGGAAAUUGAACAUAUUGAGGUCGAGCUUCAUGAGGUAUUUUCCAGCAUUUGUAACUGGAAAGCAGGUAUGUUUUGCUAACUUUUUAUUAUAGUUUUAGGUCGUUUUACUCUCGAUAUCUCAAAUUUAUGUUGUUUCACGUUAACCUAUCUUUAAAAUUUCAGGAUUUAGUAAAACUUAAAAAUAUGGGAUGAAUAAUGUAUUUUUUCAGACAGAAUUUGAUGUAAGAGAAGGAGCUUUGGUAUGUUCUGUGAACGAAGAUGGCAAGAUUUACAAGAUGCUUAACCGCCCGGUAACUGAAGCUGAUAAAGAAGCUGCUGCUCAGUUGAAGGCGUUGAAAGAUGAAAUGAAGGAAGAAGAGAAGAAACAAGCAUUAAAAGAAAAAUUAGAAUAG
Molecule: messenger RNA, 771 nt
Organism: Bursaphelenchus okinawaensis
Lineage: Eukaryota; Metazoa; Nematoda; Chromadorea; Rhabditida; Aphelenchoididae
Source: the annotation of a GenBank genome assembly